AUGGAGGACGAUAGCAAAGACCUGGAGCAGCAGCUGCUACUGAAGGAAGAAGAGCCGGCGGGGCCGCCGCCGCCGCCGCUGCCGCCGCUCACGCGGCGGGACGCCGCCGGCGAGGCCAGGCGGCGGCAGCCGCCGUCGCCCAGCGGCUCCACAAGCCCCACCGCCCCGGCCAUUCCCCGCGGCUCCCCGCCCGCCGGCUGCUCCACCUGGGGCGGCGUCAGCAACCUGGUUGUGUCGGCGGUGGGGGCCGGCAUGCUGGCGCUGCCAAGGGCGCUGGCCGAGACAGGCGUCCUGGCGGGCUGCCUCCUGUUCAUCUUCGUCUGCGUGCUCACCUUCUUCUCUGCAUCCAUCAUCGUCAGGCACGCCACCGCGCUGGGCACCCAGUCCUACGGCGAACUGGUGCGGGCCAACUUUGGCGGCGCCAGCGCCCUGCUGCUGCAGCUCUCGAUCGUGACGCACGUGUUUGGUGUCAUGGUCGUGUACCUGAUAAUAAUCCAAGAUAUGUUGGUUGGCUCUGUGCCUCACUACCGCGGCGUGCUGCCGGAGCUGCUGCACCGCCACGACGCGCCCUGGUGGCUCACCCGCCCGGCGGUGGCGGGGGCGCUGCUGGCGGCCGUCGUGUGCCCGCUUCUGGUGCCGCGCUCCCUCACCGCCGUCGCGCGCUGCUCCCGCCUCAGUGUGCUGACGAUCGGCCUGCUGGCAGCCACCAUCUGCGGCCUGGCGGCGGCGGCGGUUGCCCAGGGCAAGGCGGCCGCCGUGCACUUCCUGCCACCCGGCCUGGGCGCCGCCGCGGCCGGCGGCGGAGUGCUGGCCCUCAUCAGAAGCUCCGUCACCGUCCUGGCCGUGGCCUGCCUGGCCAUGACCGUGCACUUUGUGCUGUGCCCUGUGCAAGCGUCCCUGGGGGAGCAGGACUGCCGCAGCAUGCUGCGCGUGCUGCGCCUCGCCAACUCGCUGUGCACCGCCAUUUACGCCGUCGUGGCGAUCAGCGGCUACCUGCUGUUUGGCGAUGCCACCGAGGGCGACGUUCUGAAGAACCUGACCGUGCGCUUUGCCAGCGGCCUGGUGCCGCACCGCGUGGCGGUCGUGGUGAUCAACGGCGUGGUGCUGGCCUACACCUUCAACCUGCUGUGCAACUUCGUGUGGGCGGUGCGGGAGAAUGUGUGUGAGGCGGCGCUGGGCAAGACCGACCGACUCCUCGGGCCCGCCACAUUUUACGGCAUUACUGCGGGGCUGGUGCUGCUGGCCUAUGCCCUGUCGGUGUGGAUUCCCUCCAUCUACAGCCUCAUCGCGAUAGUAGGCGCCACCGCAUGCGUGACAUUCAGCUACCUCUUCCCCGGAUUACUGGUGUUCAAGGAGCGCGGGGCAGGGCUCGGGAGGCGAGUCACGGCAGGCGGCAUGCUGGCGCUGGGCGUCUGCAUGGCAGCCGUGGAAACUCUCAAUCAUGUGGCGGGAGGGGGUGGCGGCGGUUGA
Chlorella variabilis is the source of this 1470-nucleotide messenger RNA. RefSeq lists its product as hypothetical. Gene Ontology annotation, biological process: amino acid transmembrane transport. Bases 1 to 1470 code for a protein of 489 amino acids. Lineage: Eukaryota; Viridiplantae; Chlorophyta; Trebouxiophyceae; Chlorellales; Chlorellaceae. The transcript is spliced from 7 exons. The record is from RefSeq and is a predicted model, not a curated record. Gene Ontology annotation, molecular function: amino acid transmembrane transporter activity.